AUUGAAAAAUUUCCAUCUUGUCGGAAAGAUAUUUCAUCGCUUAUUUCCGGGUUUAUUCCUGAGUAUAAUUUCCAUCAUAUCAACGAAUAUCAGUGAGACCUGAUUGGCAACUGGCAAUCUAAUGUUUUUGCGCAACUAACUGACGACUGAACGGGAACAUAUUUAGUAGAAAGUGAAAUGGACAUGAAAGCUCUCCGAAAAGAAAUCAAAACUUUGCUUUUGUUGAUAGUCAGCUUGACGGGGGUGUGGUCUGAUUGUCCCGCAGCUGAUAUUACGGGCCUAACUGAUGGCACCAUUCCUAACCUUCAAACAUCCGAUAACAAUCCAUGUGCCCUUACUCCUGGCACAGUAUGUUCAUUUGUUUGUACUACUGGUGAUUUCCAAGGUGGUUCUUCUUUAACUUGCGGCAGCGAUGACCAAUGGACAGGAGACUGCCCUCGUGCUUGUGAAGUAUUUACUUGUGCCGCGGCCGACCUUGACGCCAUUGGAGUUACGUAUGAUUGUGGUAUAGCUACGAGUCCUUACCCACUGGAAACCGUGUGCACCUUUUCGUGUGAUUCAUCGUACGAACUACAACGUUCUCAGAAAGCCACUUGCAUUUUCUCCAGUACAACAUAUGCCACAGAAUGGUGCUUUGACGGAUGGAACCAACCAGUUUGUGAAAGAAUUGGGUGUGCCGAUAUUGUUAUCGAACAUGGUACGUGUACAUACACUUCUCCCCGCGUUGGAGCAGAAGCCACCUGUACGUGUGAUGAAGGCUUUUUGCUGGAGGGUACCUCGCCGGUUACUUGCACAGCUAAUGGAUUAAUAUCAGUAAACUGGGAUCCAGACCCACCAAAAUGUGUUCCUUGCAAGAAAUAAAGAACAGAAAAUAAUGAUUUCAAAACUAUGAGGGGUGUAAUAUGUCCAUAUAAAGUAUCACUUGUUUUCUUAAAUGUUAUAACUGCUUUACAUGUAAAAUAUGUCAUGAAGAAAUU
Styela clava is the source of this 977-nucleotide messenger RNA. RefSeq names its product E-selectin-like. The record is from RefSeq and is a predicted model, not a curated record. NCBI's taxonomy places the organism in Eukaryota, Metazoa, Chordata, Ascidiacea, Stolidobranchia, Styelidae.